AUGGCGAUGAUGACUGGCCGUGUGCUGCUGGUGUGUGCCCUCUGCGUGCUGUGGUGCGGUGCUGCAGUUUUGGUGUCGGCUGCCGGUGAUGUUGUCGAUGGCGAUGGCAGAGGUGUUCGUGGUGAAUCUUUGCCGGAAGGUGCUCAACAUGCAGUAUUAUUACCAAGCAGUCCUGACUCAAGUGUAGCGUUAAAAGAAGGUACAAGUCCACUGCAGAAACGCGUUGAAAAAGUACCUGCACUUGCAAAACAAUCUUCUGAAGAAGAUAACGAAGCAGGAGAUCAAGUUGUGGAAGAUGUAACGGUACCAAUUGAAGGACAACAACAACGACAAGAAAAUGCACAAGAAAUGUAUGGAGUAGAGACACCCGGAGUUUUAAUAAUAAAAAAGGAGGCACCUCAAGCCCGUGAAGGAGAAAGAAAUUUAACAGCAGCACCAAUGGAAGGAUCACCGACAACGCCAGGACCACAAGCACCGAAGCCAAAAUUACAACCACCACCAACACCAGCAAUAUUAAGACCAGAAGCAGGAGAGGAACGACCAUCACCACCACAAGCAUCAGGUGUCGGUGAAGCCGAUGGCGGCCCCGUUGGGAUUGAAGGUACCGGUCGAAAUGUUAGUGGUGGUGGCAGUCUUGUUGGUGCUAGUGACGCUUCUCGUGUUACUGGUGAGGCCACUAAAGAUCCUAAAGGAAGUGAAGGUCCCGUUUCCGGGCCGCCUUCCGGUGGUGCUUCUUCAUCUCCUAUCUCCAACGAUGGAGACGCUUCACGGAAGAAUGGCGGUGCACCAUCCACUCAGGACACGACAUCUUUAAAAAACAAUGAGCAGUCAAGGCCAACAACAUCUUCAGGGAACGCACCACUCAACAGGGAGACACCGGAGAGGUCAACACCCGAUGCAAAACAGCACUCCUCUGAAACACAAGAAAAUGAAACGAGUCGACUUCCUGAUGGGGAUGCAAAUUACAGCGCCGCGGGGCAGAGUGCCGUGGGGACGAAAGGCUCUUCCGGCGUAUCGACUACCGCCAGCAACGCACCAACAACACCUCUACCACAACUGCCAGCACCACCAGUACCAACAGUAUCGACAGUAACGGGAGCGCCGGCAGAAAAACCAACUGCAGAACAAUCACCGCCACCGGCAGAUUCAACAACAGGAGAAGGCCUAGCAGCAACAACAACAGCUCAAACGAAUGAUACGGCAACACCUGGCGACAGUGACGGCAGCACCGCGGUCUCCCACACCACCUCCCCUCUUUUGCUUCUUGUUUUUGCGUGUGCGGCUGCUGCUGCUGUGGUGGCCGCGUGA
Trypanosoma cruzi is the source of this 1308-nucleotide messenger RNA. RefSeq names its product mucin-associated surface protein (MASP), putative. Lineage: Eukaryota; Euglenozoa; Kinetoplastea; Trypanosomatida; Trypanosomatidae. Bases 1 to 1308 code for a protein of 435 amino acids. The transcript has a single exon. The record is from RefSeq and is a predicted model, not a curated record.